Messenger RNA from Chara braunii, 3569 nucleotides. The record is from the annotation of a GenBank genome assembly. Lineage: Eukaryota; Viridiplantae; Streptophyta; Charophyceae; Charales; Characeae.
UCCGAAAAAUUGUACAGUGGACAGUAGUGGAGCGAGACCCUUUGUUGUUGUGUGUGUAUGAGAGAGAGAGAGAGAGAGAGAGAGAGAGAGAGAGAGAGAGUGAGAGAGAGAUUUCCAUCCAUAGGAGGAGGCAGACCAGGCCGGUCUGAAUCGGGCUGUCCAUUCGUUUGAUUCUUUGCGCUCCAUCGUUCUAUCAUAUAUGCGCGGGUGCAUUUGCUCGAUUGGCCGUUCUGCCCCGCACGGACAUCAGCUCCCUGCACCUCAAUACAUAGAGGUUCAGUUCCUCUCGGCCGCGCAGCUGCCGUCGUCGUCGUCGUCGGCGCUUUCUUUCGUCUUCCCCUUCUCGCGAAAGCGCAGUCGAGAUGGCGCCCGCCGCUGCCGCUGCUGUUGCCGCUCACGCCACUGGCAUGUCGCUGAAGAUCGUGCCGUCCCUCGGGAAGUCGGAGUUCGUCGGCACCCAUGUCGCCCAAUCCGCGGCCUCCGCUGCGCGUGUCGUGCCGCGGGCCAACCUCUCCGCGCGUGCGGGCGGCUACGAGGAGGAGCUCCGCCAGACUGCCAAGACCAUCGCCUCCACUGGCAGGGGUAUUCUAGCCAUGGACGAGUCCAACGCGACCUGCGGCAAGCGUCUCGCCUCCAUUGGCCUCGAGAACACCGAGGCUAAUCGUCAGGCUUACAGGCAGCUCCUGGUCACCGCUCCCGGCUUGGGCCAGUACAUCUCCGGCGCCAUUCUCUUUGAGGAGACCCUGUACCAGUCCACUCUCGACGGUAAGCCCUUCGUCAAUGUGCUCCAGGACCAGAACAUAGUCCCGGGCAUCAAGGUUGAUAAGGGUCUUGUCCCGCUCGCUGGUUCGAACGAUGAGUCCUGGUGCCAAGGUCUCGAUGGGCUCUCUACCCGCUGCGCCGAGUACUACAAGCAGGGCGCUCGAUUCGCCAAGUGGCGCACUGUCAUCAGCAUUCCGAACGGCCCGAGCCAGCUUGCGGUGACGGAGGCUGCCUGGGGCUUGGCGCGCUAUGCCGCCGUCGCGCAGGACAAUGGCCUUGUGCCAAUUGUCGAGCCCGAGAUCUUGUUGGACGGUGAGCACACAAUCGAUAGAACCUUGGAGGUGGCUGAGCACGUCUGGGCUACGGUCUUCAAGUACCUCGCAGAGAACAAUGUCAUGUUCGAGGGGAUUCUGUUGAAGCCGAGCAUGGUGACGCCUGGAGCGGAGGCGAAGGAGCGCGCGACGCCGGAGGAGGUGGCGGAGUACACGUUGAAGCUCCUAAGGAGGCGGGUGCCGCCGUCGGUUCCAGGAAUCAUGUUCUUGUCAGGAGGGCAGUCUGAGGUGGAGGCCACGCUCAAUUUGAACGCGAUGAACCAGUCUCCGAACCCGUGGCACGUGUCGUUCUCGUACGCGCGAGCGCUGCAGAACUCUGUCUUGAAGAUGUGGGGGGGUGAGCCGGCGAACGCUGAUGCCGCGCAGAAGGCGCUCGUGUACAGGGCGAAAUUGAACUCGCUCGCGCAGCAGGGCAAGUACGAGGGUGAAGGCGAGACUGGAGCGCAGGAGAGCCUCUUCGUUAAAGGGUACACGUACUAAUUGGCUGAUCGAUUGGAGGAUUGAUCUUGUAUUUUGCGCCGCGAACGGGGGGUUUGCUCCGUACGCAAACAGAAUGGGCGGGUGUGGUGGUCACACGCAUACACACACACACAUAUACACACACACACUCACACACACACACACACACACACACACACACACACACAGAGAGAGAGAGAGAGAGAGAGAGAGAGAGAUUAGUGUACGAUGAAUCUUUUUUUUUUUUUUUUGACGCUAGAUAAGGUUAGCUCUCCCACAACUUUCAGCCAACGAUGGUACAUGUUAUCUUCAGUAUCUUCAAGUUUGGGUAUAGUAAGUAUCACUGACUGUCGCGAAUAGUCGUGUUAUGGUAGAUGUUCGGAAGAGAGGAGAGGCGGACUAUUCGCGCAUGCGGGGGGGCGAAGGGUACGGCGUAGUCGUCGCGGGAUUUGAUUCGAUCGAUGACUCGGUGUUUCUCUGUUUGUCUGUUCAAUUCAUAAUCCUUUUCUUUUAUCUACGCAAACAGAAACCGGGUCUUUGUGUGUCUAUGCCGCCCGCGCAUCCAACAUUUCUAUACCAUUCCCCCUCUCUACUCCACAACUCCAUAUGUCAACUCUUGGUUCCCAGGUGCUCAUCUAUGAGUGUCCAUCGGCACUUCUUUUUACUUACUGUCAUUAUCCCCUCUCUACCGUGCGUCGAGAGUCACCUGCGCGGGGACCUGCGCGGGGAGAGCGAGCGUCCAUUCCCCUGACAACUGUACCCCUUCGUUUGACACAUCCCUUCGCUCGACACAUCCCGCUUGAAAGGGGUUAAGAUAAGAAAUGGAAUGGCGAUUCUUUCACGGAGUCGCGGACACUACCCGCUUUUCUCUACCACUUCAACCCUUUUGUCGGUCCUGUGAUUUUGCCUUUCUACCCCUUGAGUGAGAGGCGGCCGCCUGGGAUGAAAAAACUGGGGUGACCACGGAGGGGAGAGGCCAGUCCUUUGGACAUUGGAGUCAGAAGCCAGUGCCAUAUGCUAAGGUAAGGUAGGAGCAGCAGAUAUAUAUCCGAAGUUUUCUCGCUGUCGUCAACGAGACAAAUAAUUCGAUUCGAGUGGGAACUAAAACCCGCCCGCUCGCUGUCUUUUCUGUGUCCCUCUGCUUGCCCAGGCGACGACGAAUAUUCUUACCGCGAUCCCGGCUGGGCCAAUUAGCGAACGAUGACCACAAGGACGUGUCUGCAACGGCGAGAGGUGUGUGCCGUUGUCCCCUCAGCCACCAUCAUCGGCACUUUCGCAUAACGGAUAUGGAUGGAAUCCUCUUUUUGAGGUUUUAGUCCUGUCAAGAGAGAACCUGAAAAAUUGAACGAUACAGAGAAUGUCGCGCUUGACCCUAAGCGACGGGGGAAGAAAUGAGAAAUGAGGAAUGAGGACGAUGUGCAUCAUUCCAGCAUGAGAUGAGAAGCGCUGAGGACGAUGUGCAUCAUUCCAGCGUGAGAUGAGAAGAGCAGCACUGUCCUCCAGAAAAGAACGCCGCCUUGUUGAUACGUCAUGCAUGACGGAAAAGAUAAGUGAAAACAACGACAACAACAACGGUGUGCACAAUAUUCCAGCGUGAGAGGAGUACUCUUUCUCCUCAAUUGUGUGUUGUUGCUGGGUUAUGUGAGGAUUUGAACUCGCUAUCUGUUUACUAACGGUGACAUGUGCAUGCAAUUCACCCACGUGGUGCUAGUUGUGACAUGUGUAUGCAAUUCAGCCACGUGGUGCUAGUUGUGACAUGUGCAUGCAGCAAUUCAGCCACGUGGUUUAAGUUGCGGUAUGAUGAUGGUGUUAUGGCCCUGGAAUAGAAUGAGGACUCGCCUUGACCCGUGCAUGACGGAAAAGAUAUGAGGAAAAAAACCGCCGGCGUGUUCAAUUCCGGCGUGAGGAGAGCAGUCACUGUUCUCUCCUCAGCUGUGUUGUCGGGUUAUAUGACAUUGUCAGAUAGAUUCCAUGUCUGCUGAGGCGGUGGAGAUCGACGGGUUGGUAGGUGUUCUC